Molecule: messenger RNA, 1912 nt
Organism: Scylla paramamosain (green mud crab)
Lineage: Eukaryota; Metazoa; Arthropoda; Malacostraca; Decapoda; Portunidae
Product: putative nuclease HARBI1
Exons: 2
Coding region: 187-678 (163 amino acids)
Source: RefSeq, a predicted model, not a curated record
GUCAUUUGGGAUUGCAGCAAUCCAUUUGAAGACCUUGCUGAGCAAGAAUUCCUCCAACGAUUCAGACUGACCAAGGGGUGUGUGCUGAAUCUGUUGGAAAACAUCAGAGGACAACUUCCCAUUGCUGCAGAUGCAAGAGGUUGCCCAAUACCACAGCAUCUGCAACUCCUUAUAACACUGAGAUGUAUGGCCACUGGUGGACACCAACUUACAAUCAGUGACUGCUACCAAGUCUCUCAGACAAGUAUUAGCAGGUGUAUCAGGACAGUGACACCCAUUAUUGCUCAGAUGGCAAAGGACUAUGUGAAGAUGCCAACAGGUAUGAAUGCAAUAAGAGUAAUGGAAGGGUUUUUGGAGAUUGCCAGAAUGCCAGGAAUUGUUGGUGCUAUCGACUGCACCCACAUUCACAUUCUGCGACCAGCUUGUGAGAAUCCAGAACUGUACCGCAAUAGAAAAGGUAUCUUCUCCCUUAACUGUCAAGAUGUAUGUGGACCAGAUUUAACUUUUUUUAAUAUCGUUGCGAGAUGGUGGGGUAGUGCCCAUGACAGCAACAUUUUUAACAACAGUUUGUUACGGCAUGAAUUUGAGCAAGGCAUGCACAAGGGUAAGUUGUUAGGGGACAUGGGUUACCCUUGUCGUAGUUAUCUGUUUACUCCACUAAUGAAUCCCAGCAACUAAAGUGAAACAGCGUAUAAUGAGGCACACAUUAAAACAAAAAAUAAAAUAGAAUGUGCAUUUGGUGUCUUGAAAAGACGCUUUAGUUGCUUGGGCAAGCGUCUUUACACGGCUUUAGACACCACAAAAAACAUUAUUGUAGCAGCAGUUGUGCUACAUAAUUUUGCAAUUCAGAGUAAUGUGCCUCUCCCAAAUCAUCAUCUUGAAUCAGACAAUGCAGAUUCAGAUGAUUCAAAUGCAGAUGAUCAUGGUGUUGACCCAGAAGCAGCCAUUGCUAAUAAUAAUGCAGCACAAGCUGAAAGGGCUAGAUAUAUCAGAACAUACUUCUGAUAACACAGGAUGGUUUGAUUCUGCCACUCAAAUAUGGUAUCUCCUCCACACUCUUGUAUUAACCUCUUUCAUUACUCCAUCCAUGUAUCUGGUAAACACCCAAGCGGACAGACACAUCCUAUCUCACACAUGCCACACUACCAAAUAUUACACCAGGUAUUCAAGAGCAUUCCCUCUAAACUAUAUGUGUACAUAUAACUGAUUAUAAGUGUUAUCGAAAAUAGUAUUCAAAUAUGUACGAAUCUAAGGUAUUUUUGCUAUUUCUUUUUUUAUGUGAACUGUUACUCAGAAAAAUGUACUUGUAAUUCCCAUUUCUUACCUUGAUGAGUUUGAUUUUACUUUGUAUACAAUAUGACUAUAAACACUUUGUUAUGAAAAUACACUAGUUGUUAUACAGUUAUGGUAAAUGACAACACUAAGUAAAAGAUAUUUUUCUCACGAAGCAGGUCAAGACGGCCCCUAACCACGACAGCCCUCCCCCACGGCCCCGUGUUUACCAGGACGGCCAUUUGUUUACCAGGACAGCCCCAUUUUGUAGGACGAUAAUAAUAAUUUACACGUAUUUAUUACAUUCUCAAUUCUCACACAUACAUACCAAUUAAAAAAAAAAAACAGCAAAAAAAUAUAAAUCGGGGCUCCUGUACAUGUCCAAUCUUCUAGAGAGACGUAGAAUACAACACAAUGUGUGUGUGUGUGUGUGCCCAUUCCAUUCAGAGAGAGAGAGAGAGAGAGAGAGAGAGAGGUCAUGUCAAAAGCCGUUCUGUUGGUGGAAUCAUUAUUUUUAAAGCCUCAUCAUGACGACACCAAGCCAUCGCUCUGUUCGCCCUAAACAGCCCGCAACUGCACUUUGUGUAGUUUGUGACAGGGUGGUCACUGGCCGUCACCAUGCACUCCAGUGUGAUAACUG